Molecule: messenger RNA, 1071 nt
Organism: Penicillium soppii
Lineage: Eukaryota; Fungi; Ascomycota; Eurotiomycetes; Eurotiales; Aspergillaceae
Exons: 9
Coding region: 1-1071 (356 amino acids)
Biological process (GO): cytoplasmic translation
Cellular component (GO): cytoplasm
Molecular function (GO): GTPase activity; GTP binding
Source: RefSeq, a predicted model, not a curated record
AUGGUGAACAUCACUGAGAAGAUCAAGGAGAUUGAGGAUGAGAUGCGUCGGACGCAGAAAAACAAGGCAACAGCUCAGCUCCUGGAGCCAGUUGGCGGGGCUGGCUCUGGUGGUGGCGCGGGAUUUGAUGUCAGCAAGAGUGGAGAUGCACGAGUCGCUCUUGUCGGCUUUCCAUCCGUCGGAAAAUCUACUUUCUUGUCCAAGAUCACUAAGACCAAGAGUGAGGCGGCUGCCUACUCUUUCACCACCCUGACAGCUAUUCCCGGUGUACUGGAAUACGGUGGUGCUGAGAUUCAAAUUCUUGAUUUGCCGGGUAUUAUCGAAGGCGCCUCUGAGGGUAAGGGACGUGGUCGCCAAGUUAUCUCAGCUGCGAAGACAAGUGACUUGAUUUUGAUGAUUCUGGAUGCCACAAAGCGUGCUGAGCAGCGAGCUCUGCUCGAGGCAGAACUUGAUGCUGUGGGCAUUCGUCUCAACAAGGAACCGCCCAAUAUUUAUCUCAAAAUUAAGAAGGCCGGUGGCAUGAAGAUCUCCUUCGCAACACCUCCAAAGAGUUUGGAUGAAAAGAUGGUUUACAACGUGCUUCGUGAUUACAAGAUUCUCAACUGUGAAGUGCUGGUAAGAGAUGAGAAUGCCACCAUCGAUGACUUUAUCGAUGUUAUUAUGAAGGACCACCGCAAGUAUAUUCGCUGCCUAUACGUCUACAACAAGGUUGAUAGUAUCGGCCUCGAGUUCCUUGAUGCCCUCGCCCGUGAACCUUACACAGCAGUCAUGAGUUGUGAGCUUGACCUUGGCGUGCAAGACGUCGUUGAACGCAUCUGGAAGGAAUUGAGACUCAUGCGAAUUUACACGAAACGAAAGGGAGAAGAGCCCAAAUUCGACGAGGCAUUGAUUGUGCGCAGGGACUCCAGCAUCGAGGAUGUUUGUGAUCAGAUUCACCGCACAAUCAAGGACACCUUCAAGUAUGCAAUGGUGUGGGGAGCGAGCGCGAGACAUAUACCCCAGCGGGUGGGCCUGUCACACAUGGUUGCGGACGAGGAUGUGAUCUCCAUAGUUACUAGAGACAAGGCUUAA